GAAGUCAUUAGGCUUAUUAAGUGAUAUUAAUUUUGUUUUUAUAUGUCUGGUGUGUCUUAUGUGAGGGCAGUCAAUAGAAUCAGUUCACAGAAGAGAAAGAAGCCACAAGUUUUAAAGUAUAUUGUCAUUCCAAGAUAGCAUCCAGAUGGCCAACAGUAAAAGAACCAUGGGUAGAGAUGAAACCUUGCUAAACAAUUUUGUUACGGUCACUAAAAGAAUGCCAUUAAAGGCGAGAGUGGUAUUAGCACUAAGUAUCGCAAUUGUUAUUAUUGAAUUAGCAUCUGGAAUUAUUGGAUCAGAACAUAACCUAAAUCCAAAGAUAGCAUUAAACACAAACUCAGACAUUGGAAAAUUUAGGGAGCGGAAGGAAGUUCGUAAAGACGACAUGAACUCAAUAGAAGAUAUAAACAAUAUAGAAAUUGUUAGUGAUAAUAAAAACCUUAUAAAAUCUGUGGAAAGACGAUCCAUAGACAACCCUGAAUCGAAAACAGUGGAAGAAGAAAUGAACGAAGUGGAUAAUGCAAUAACUAAACUUAGUGAAGAGUCAAAAGACGUUAAAAAGAGUAAUAUAUCAUCUAUAGUAACAAAAAGUACCUAUAUUAGAUUUAAUAAAGAAGUAGCACAUCCAUAACUUAUAUAUGUCAUCUAGUUUGCUACUCAAUUUUAAAUUUGCGAAUAUCUUGGCCAAGCCAGGUUCAUGAUACGUAGUUGUUUUUUUAAUAAGAAUUUUCCAUACUUGUUUUGUCAUUAGAAUCCAUCUCAGAUUGGAUUAUUGGUUGUGUUUACAGAAGUUGAAUUGGGUUCUUAGAAACUUAUAAGAGAAAAGCAAUCAGGGUCCACAGCCAUUAGGAAACAUUAAAUUGGCCAUUUUUUUUGAGGAAAAAAACAAUAUUGUCCAAAAUUUAGAAAUGAAUCAGAGAAUAUUAAAUUAAAUUAUUUUUUGAUCAUUGCUUUUGCUAUGUAGUUUUAUCGAUUCACUAAAUACAUAAAUCUUUAGUUUGAUAUAAGGUAAAAGUAUUUUGGAAUUUAUAAGGGAAAUCCGAAAUUUGUUUCUGUGCUUUGGCUAGGAACCCUGGCAAUUUUACAGACGAAACUUUUUCUUUUCUUUAGUAUGAUAUCCCACUUAGCCUGCUUUCGUAUUUAUCUCUUUUCGCUUUAAAAGAAAUUAGAGAUGCACCUGGUACCUAUAAUACUAAAAAGAAAAAAAUACACCUGCAUUAAUGUUACAAUUUUCUUUCAGUUUUCAAAUUUAAUAGAGUUGUGAUUUUUUUUACCGUGAAAAUUUUUAUAAAAUUUUGUGUGUUUUUGUUGAAAAAGUCCACUUAUAUGCCUUUCUCACCUUUUUUUCCUCGGUUUUAAAUGCCUUUUUUUAUAGUUAGUUAUUAUGUAUUGAAUUCAAAAAUAGAAAAUGUGUACAUAUGUUAUAUAUACCGUUUCCAUGGCUUCUUCUUUUUAAAAAAUAGAUCUGUAGUGUGGGAGGCAUGGGAACAAGUUUAGGUUCUUUGAAACUUACUUUUA
This is a messenger RNA of Hydractinia symbiolongicarpus, 1518 nucleotides long. RefSeq lists its product as uncharacterized. The record is from RefSeq and is a predicted model, not a curated record. Lineage: Eukaryota; Metazoa; Cnidaria; Hydrozoa; Anthoathecata; Hydractiniidae. The coding region runs from base 146 to 631 and encodes 161 amino acids. The transcript has 2 exons.